This is a messenger RNA of Amphimedon queenslandica, 567 nucleotides long. RefSeq lists its product as uncharacterized. The record is from RefSeq and is a predicted model, not a curated record. Bases 19 to 567 code for a protein of 182 amino acids. NCBI's taxonomy places the organism in Eukaryota, Metazoa, Porifera, Demospongiae, Haplosclerida, Niphatidae. The transcript has 5 exons.
GUACCAAGAUCAACAAACAUGGGCACAUUAUCACUUGACAAACUUGCUUAUACACAAGAUGUGGUUAUUACCCAGUUCUAUAUUCCAAUUAUUGUGGAGUGCACUGGUGAAGCUCCUGAACAUGUUACAGUUACUGUACAGUGUAAUGGAACUGAUAGCAGUACAACUUACCAAAUAAGGAAUAUGAAUGAUAUAACAGGAUUAAUAUCAGUACCAUUAUAUGAACAGUGUAAUAUCAGUAUUGUAUUUAGCAAUGAGGCUGGUAGUAGUGAACCAUUUAUACUAGCAUUUGAUACAUAUCCCAAUAUCACUACUACUUCUACAACACCUACAACGUCUACUAUAAGUUCACUUGAUAUCAUUAUUCCUGUCAUCAUCACAGUGAUAGCAGGUUUUAUUGUAAUGGCAUUAUUAUUGAUAAUCGUUAUAUUGUGCAAGUUGAGAAGACAUCCACAUACGUCUGCCUCACCAGUACUUAUUAAACGUAAUGAAGCAUAUGAAUUCAAGCAGGUCACUCCUAAAACUAAUAAAAAUGUUGCUUAUGAUGUAGUAAAUUUAGAUAGUUGA